AUGCGCGACAUGGACAAGAUUGGCUCGCGUUCUGUUGGCAGGGGCAUUGAUGGCCGCGAUGUUUUCACACAAGCCGCCCCGGGAUACAACGCCACAGUUCCCGUCAUACUGGAUUUUACCUCCGCUACCCGCUGUUGGUUCAACCUGCGGCCAAGCACCGUGUCUGGCUUUGGGGCGAAUAGCCCGGAUUUUGAUCUCAUCGGCGAGGAACGAGAGUCUGGGAGCAGGGUAUUUGGCCCGACGACUUCGACAGAUUCCACACCGACACCCACCCACCUGUCGACCACGACGUCCGCAGACGCGAGUGCCACACCCCCCGCUGCGAGUUCAGCACCACCCAACUCCACACCCGGUCGGAGCGGGUUGGGUGUAGAAGCCGCGGCGGGAAUAGGGACAGGAGUUGCGGUCGGAAUGAUGGUUAUCUGCGGAGUCCUCGCAUGGAGUUGGAGACGGAGGAGACGGGGUAUUAGGGAGGGUGACCAGGAAGGGGGCGAUCAGGAGCAUUACCAGGCGAGCCGCACGUCGAGCAACGAGGAACUGCUAGAGAAACAAAAGCCUAGCGCCCCAGCGCAGCUCGUCGACCCCCGUCGAGACGGGUAUCGGUAUGGGCACUAUGGGGCCAAGGCGAAGUUCAUUGCCGAGUUGAGCUCAGCUCACCACACCCCGCCCGAGAUUGGAUCAUCUCAGAUUCUAGACCCAAGGCACCCGUUGGCAGCACCUGGCAGAGGACCUUUUCUACAUCGCGGUCAAAGUUCGGCGUUGAUGUUUCCUAACUGCCCCUUGAUCCCCGUGCGGCCAUUGAGGGCGUGGGAUCUGCAGGAUGUUACCAGUAUCCUACAUCCCUUCACCCCUAUUUGUGCACAGAGGUGCCCGUUCAGGCUCGCCGGGAAUAGGGUGGAAGCCACAAACGCCGAUAAGGCAAUCCCCGACCUCCCAAUCACAACCUAUCGCAGUAUUCUCGGUGAAGAGCAGCAUGUAAGCCUGUUCUGCGUGACUGCGUAUACGUCGUACUCGAUGGUACCCACCAUAAAUUCUGGGGUUCCAUUAGGAGUAAUCAUUAUUCAAGUAUACAUGGGAGUGCCUCGGCCUAAAGAUCUUAUAUCCAUGCGCUUGUCCCCCCGUGUCAUCGCCCUGCCCACCUACUACAUCCUGCCCUUGAUCUAUCGACUAUUAGUUAGGUACGGUGGCCUUCUUUCUCGACACACAUCUCGUCCACGUUUGGUACCCAACGAAUAUUUCUCCACCCUGGUUGUUCCCUCGGCAAUGGAAACACUCGCUAAGGCCAAACAUGCUCUUGCAACAGACUUCACAUGGAGUCGAGGAAAACGCCUUGCUGUGACUGGAUCCCGCGCUCUCCCAGGCGCUGCCGGUGAAUAUGUGGCCAGCAAAUUUCCCAUCAUUGGCUGGCUGCCACGAUAUCGGCCCCGUUGGUUGAUCAAUGACGUUGUUGCGGGCUUGACCGUCGGCCUUAUGCUCAUUCCACAGGGACUAUCGUAUGCCCGGAUUGCUACGGUUCCGGCCCAAUACGGGCUUUUGUCCAGUUGGUUGCCAUCCGUUAUCUACGCCCUGAUGGGGACGACAAAAGACUUAUCUACUGGCCCGACGAGUUUAAUCAGCCUCUUGACGGCCGAAAUCAUUGCAUCUCUCCGAGAGGAGCGGGAGUGGACCGCGCCGCAGAUCGCCAGCGCAGUCGCAACCAUGAUGGGAAUAUACGGGUUGGUGAUCGGACUCCUGAAGCUCGGGUUCCUGCUCGAGUUUAUCUCCCUCCCAGUCCUUAGCGGUUUCAUCUCCGCCGUCGCUAUUACUAUCAUCCUCAAUCAAAUGGAUGCGCUUCUUGGAGAGCCCAACGUGGGCGACGGCACGGCAACCCAGAUCCACGACAUUUUUCAACAACUGCCACAAGCCAACGGGUAUGCAUGCGCAGUCGGCUUCACGGGUAUCUUCCUUUUGGCGGCUCUUGACCAAGCUGGGAAGCGGUGGGGGGGGGGGAACAAGGUCGUCUGGUUCCUCUCCAUGACGAGGGCGUUCAUCGCCCUCGUUAUUUUCACCGGGGUUGGAUACGCCGUCAACAAGCCGCGCGGUAGCCCAGACGACUUCCUUUUUGAGAUUACCAAAGUCGAAUUCAACUACCAGGACAUGAAAUCUCCACGUGUCCCGAGCGCUCGGCUACUAUCACGCGUUGCUAGCCAAAGCGUAGCUGUCUUCAUCGGCUCCGCGGUCGAGCACACGGCCAUUGCUCGUAGUUUCGGGGUUCGAAACAAUUACAUGUCGGACCAGAGCCAAGAACUCACCUAUUACGGCGUGACCAACAUUGUCAACAGUUUUUUCCACGCCGUGGGAGUAGGCGGUGCCAUGUCAAGAACGGCAGUCAACUCUGCCUGCAACGUCAAGUCGCCUCUUUCUGGAGUUGUUACGACUGCGGUAGUGCUGGUCUGCAUUUUCGAGUUGACCGGAGCACUUUACUGGGUUCCUAAGGCCACUCUGGCCGCAAUCAUUAUUACGGCGUGUUGGCCGCUGAUUUCCCCGCCGUCGGUGUUCUACCGCUACUGGAAGACUUCGCUCGCGGACUUCGUCUCCUCGAUGAUUGCUUUUUGGGUCUCGUUGUUUGUAUCGACGGAAAUCGGCAUCGCCAGUUCGGUCGGAUUCAAUAUCGUAUACGUCUUGCUCCGCCAAGUAUUUGCGCGCGUGUCAACGAUUCCAGACCCUAGGUCAGAGCUCGCUAUAGCCAUUGAUGGCGCUGGCAAUACCCCACCGUCGGUUUCAGCGGACACGUGCGUGUUUCAGUUCAAUGACUCCGUAUUCUUCCCAAACGCAUAUCGGGCGAAGACUUCCAUCAUCGAGACAUUGAAAACACAUCACGCACCCGCGGUCAACAGCGCCGAAAGCCCCGAGGCGGAAAGGGGCUGGUCUGUUACCCGAGAAAACCGUCUUGCAAAGCUUCGCCGACCUUGUACCCACCUUGAGACGCUUAUCGCGGAGAUUAGAGCGUAUGGAGGUCCAGGGGUGCUGGUCCGUUUUUCGGGCAUGUCAGAAUACGUUCAGCAACGGUUUGAGCGUGCGGGAUGGGACAUCAUUAGUGGCAACGAUACACCGGAAGGUCUGGAAGAAAACCAGGUCGUCAGGUCGUACCGCAACGUGGUGUGCGCGGCGAAUGCUCCUAGGAAUAACGAGAGUACAACACGGGUUGAGAGUGAAGAGGAAGAAAAAGGGCAGGAAAUGAUCGUGGCGAGCCACAUCGAGUAA
Messenger RNA from Chaetomium globosum CBS 148.51, 3243 nucleotides. RefSeq lists its product as uncharacterized. Gene Ontology annotation, molecular function: sulfate transmembrane transporter activity. The transcript has 6 exons. Lineage: Eukaryota; Fungi; Ascomycota; Sordariomycetes; Sordariales; Chaetomiaceae. The record is from RefSeq and is a predicted model, not a curated record. Gene Ontology annotation, cellular component: membrane. The coding region runs from base 1 to 3243 and encodes 1080 amino acids. Gene Ontology annotation, biological process: transmembrane transport.